Messenger RNA from Laetiporus sulphureus 93-53, 1949 nucleotides. RefSeq lists its product as uncharacterized. The record is from RefSeq and is a predicted model, not a curated record. Gene Ontology annotation, cellular component: nucleus; cytoplasm. Lineage: Eukaryota; Fungi; Basidiomycota; Agaricomycetes; Polyporales; Laetiporaceae. Gene Ontology annotation, molecular function: protein binding; tRNA-specific adenosine-34 deaminase activity. Bases 132 to 1817 code for a protein of 561 amino acids. The transcript has 5 exons.
GCCGGGCGCUUCGGACACUCAAGUUGGACGAUCAACACGCUAAAUGCGCACUGUUUCUGGGCGACCUGCUCUUUACCGCAACACCCUCAUCCGCAUUAGAAAUUCUCUAUUGGGCGAAGCUGUGAACUUUUAUGCCCACGGUAUCGGCAGAUAUCACUCGUAUGGACGCUGCUAGUGGGAAAACAAACCUCUCGACCGAUGUCAAUGGUCGACCCGUCCCUCAGCACCUGAACAGUGCCGGGUGCCGUAUCGGUUAUUCGGAGGGAAAAGGGAGGGGUGUAUUUGCAUCCCGCCCAAUUGACGCGUAUACGGUGGUUGAGAUCAGCCCGGUGCUGCUGUUCUCCUCCGAAGAGUAUGAAGCACAUGGGAAGUAUACCGUGCUCGAUCAAUAUACUUUCAGGUGGCGAGAUGGGCGGAUGGCAUUGGCGUUGGGACUUGGAUCACUCUUUAACCACUCCCAAAGUCCCAAUGUUUCCUACAUAAUCGACACCAAGACAGAGUCCAUUCGGUACACGACGAUGCGGCGCAUUGAGACAGGCGAAGAACUGUGCAUAUUCUACGGUCACAAGCUCUGGUUUGACGUGAUGAAUGAUGGGGCUGGUUCUGGUGACGUUGAAGAGGAGGAGGUAGAUGAUGGGUGGGGAGGGCUGGCAGGGCUGAAUGCCAACGAAAGAAGAAGUGAGAUUGAGGACGGUAGCUGGGCGAAGAGUGAUGCGCAGAGUGUAGAUGGGAGGGAGGAGACCUUCGAGUCACUCUUAGAGAGACAAAUACGCGAAUUUCAAGGAGGAGGUCCGGACGAGGUCGUUCCUGAGGAGCAACUGCCGUUCACGCGUGUAAAACUGACGGACGAUGAGGAGGAAGAGGAGCUCAGCGCCGUUCAUACCGAGCGCGCUUGGGUGGUGGAUAUCCCUGACGCUCGGCAUAUAACCACGAUGUUAAAAUGGCUGAAAGCUUCCGGCCUUGACACACCCUCUCUCUCGCACCUAAAGCGGAUCCGCAAAGUCAAUGCCAUCUCUACCCUGAUGCUGACCUAUACAUCUCUCUCCCCUUCUUGCCCCGCGCUUCCGGCCGAUCUCCCGCUUUCUGCACCCUACAUUCUUCCGGUGCCUAGCUUCGCCGCCAUCACGUCUACCUCCCUCUCGCUUAAAAACACCUUCUGGCCGACUAUGUUCGCGCCUCGGCGUAAGCUCGCUCCGGAGCUGUGGACGCGUGGGCGGGCACGAUGGGCAUGUGAGAGGAUGCUCAAGGUCGUAAAGGAGGCAGAGGAGGCAGGAAGGCGGGACGAGCUUCCUGUAGCGGCGUAUGUACCGGCACCGUAUGACGAGGAGACGAGGGAGGCAAGUCGGAUGAGGAGGGAAUUUGUGGAGUACGAUAGGAGGAGGUCCGCAUGCCAUCCAUUAAGGCAUGCCGUGAUGAAUGUCGUACGUGCGGUGGCGGACUAUCGCGCGUCGUCGUCGUCUGACGCCCCUUCACCGAGUCCCGAUACAGAGCCGGUUCCAAGCCCAUCUAUGGACUUGCUUUCCGCAGACUCUUCAUCUACAAUGCUUCCCUCGCCUCAAUCGCGCAACGGUUCACACUAUCUGCUCACGUCGCUCACUCUCUUCGCAUCGCACGAGCCAUGUGUUAUGUGCAGCAUGGCGCUGCUGCACUCUCGCGUGCGCGAGGUGUUCUAUGCGCGGCGAAUGCCGUUGACCGGCGGAUGCGGUGGUUUAGCAUGUGUACCCGCGCUGGAGGGUGUAAACCAUCGGUUCGGCGUGAAUGUGUGGAAGGGUAUCGUAAUGGAAGAGGAACAGGUGGGGGAGGGGUUGGACGCGUAAUCCCCUCACCGCCGCUGAAGGUGAGAUCCCGACACAGAAAACGAACAGGACACAAGUUAAUUAGUAGAUUAUAGAUUAUAAUGCAUAUUUUAGUAGACAUGAAUGGCGAUGGCGGUGAGGAUGAGUUCGGUG